CCACCCAUCACUCACCCAUCAUAUCCGCUUCUCGUUCAUUUGUAGUUCUCCUCGGGCUCUGCUCGCCCCCCCCUCCCCCAAGCCCCAAAUCCACCAACCCCAUCAACCCAAGCAACCCAGCAUGGCGCAGCACUCGAGCUCCUCCUCGGAGCUGAUGGAGAUGAAGGAGACAGGUCGCAGCGCGCACGCCGGCGGCGGCAGUGCCGGUGGCAUCUCUGGCAUGAAGCUUGCCCUCGCCAUCCUCGUGUCCUUGGCAAUUGUGGCAGUUGUCGUCGUGCCGAUCGCCGUGGUGACGAGCCAGAGCUCGUCGUCCAAACAUGGCACACUUGACUGCGCCGACCCAGACUCCCGCGCCUCCAUCCUCAAGAAUGCCAUCACCGAGGUCAUCACCGUCGAGAACUGCUGUUGCGAGGAGUUCAAGCAGCUACAGCGCGUGGAGGGCUCCGUCAAGCUCGCCGCCUCCCUCACCUCCUUCGACCUCACGGACGCCAACGUCUCCUACAUCGGCGCCCUCGAAGGCAGCAACGGACAGCUCAUCGCCGUGGACUUUGGCAACGCCCUGACAAAGAUUGAAGCCAUCCUCGAUCUGCGCAGCAACAGCAUCAGCAGCAUCCGCUUUGGGGCCCUCACGAGUGUUGGUGGUUUCAUGCUCCUCAACGACAACAGCCUCUCCGCGAUUGACUUUGGCAACUUCUCCACUGUCGGCGUCAGCCUGAACGUGAGCGGGAACCCGCUGACGUCCUUCUCCUUCUCCAACCUCACCCACGUCGGCGACGACACCAUUUACGUGGGGCCAAACAUCUGGGGCCUCACCGACGGCACGGUGAAGAGCGUGGCCUUGGACAACAGCCAGAUCACCGCCAUCGACUUUGGCCGCAACACGCGACUGGGCAGCUACUUCACCGCCACGGACACCGGCGACGCGCGCAACCCUCUUCAGUCUGUUGGGUUUGGUGACAUCAGCGUCAUCGAUGCCUUCAUCGUGCUCACCAACACGUCGCUCGCAUCCCUCGACUUUUCCAGUGUCACGGACAUCACGGGCAGCCUUGACCUGCGCUAUUCCAGCAGCCUCACCAGCGUGGACUUUGGCGCCCUUGCCGCCAUCGGCGAUUACCUGUACCUCGACUCCACCAACCUCACCAGCAUUGACCUUGCCUCCAUGGCCAGCAUCGGUGGCUCUCUCACCAUGAGCACUGACUCCGUGACCAGCGUCGACUUUGGUGCGCUGACGAGCGUCGGCGGCGAUCUCACCAUGGUCAGCACGGCGGUGGAGACGCUUGACUUUGCCUCCAUCGCCACAGUGGCCGGCAGCGUGACAAUCGAGAACAGCAUGCUCACGAGCGUGUCGCUGGGUGCUCUCACCAGCAUUGGCGGGCAGCUAAGCCUCGCCCGCUGCAGCCUGACGACCGUUGACCUCGGUGGCCUCACGUCUGUCGUGUACAACCUCGACUUGUCGGCCAACGCCCUUACCAGCAUCAACUUUGGCAGCCUCACCGCCGUGGGCGGCAGUGUGGAUUUGAGGGCCAACGCGCUCACCAGCGUUGACUUUGGCAACAUCCAGACCAUUGGUCUCGACGUUGAGACAAACGGCAACCCGGCCAUCACCAGCAUCAGCUUCGGCAGCUUGCAGUCUGUCGGCCGUGAUCUCAGCUUCACCAACACCAGCAUCACCAGCAUCAACCUGGCCAACAUGCAGAGUGUGGGGGGCACCAUCGACUUUUCCUACAACGACCGUCUCACCAGCUUCGACUUUGACACCCUGACAAGCAUUGGCGGCUCCCUGCGGUUCUUCUAUGCCAACUUCACCACGUUUGACCUUGAUGGCGUGACGAGCUUCAAUGGGGAGCUUGAUCUUGCCAACAACUUUGACCUCAACAGCGUCAACUGCCGUGGUCUUGCCUCCUGCAUCUAUGUCCCUGGUGGAGUCACCACCACCAACUGCCCAGCGGCCUGCUGAGUGGGUUGAGUGGGUUGAGAGAGAGUGAGUGAGUGUGUGUGUGUGUGUGUGUUUGCUUCUGUGUCUGCUAUGCUUCUGCGUACGUGUGCGUACGUGUGCGUGCGUGCGUGCGUGCGUGCGUGCGUGCCUGCCUGCCUGCCUGCCUGCCUGCCUGCUCGUCUGUUCUUCCUUCUUUGCUUCGUUACUUUCGGUUGCGUCAUUGUACUUCUUCUUCUUGUGCCCCCCGAGUGUGAGUUGAUGUGAGUGUGAGCUGAGUGCACCGUUCUAGACUGACUAUUGGAGCAGUGAGUCACCAGCAGAGCAGCAGUGCAGCAGCACUGGACGCAACUCAGGC
Molecule: messenger RNA, 2291 nt
Organism: Salpingoeca rosetta
Lineage: Eukaryota; Choanoflagellata; Craspedida; Salpingoecidae
Exons: 1
Coding region: 122-1957 (611 amino acids)
Cellular component (GO): cell wall; plasma membrane
Source: RefSeq, a predicted model, not a curated record